Molecule: messenger RNA, 1111 nt
Organism: Malaclemys terrapin pileata
Lineage: Eukaryota; Metazoa; Chordata; Testudines; Emydidae
Product: solute carrier family 66 member 3-like
Exons: 7
Coding region: 115-717 (200 amino acids)
Source: RefSeq, a predicted model, not a curated record
CCGUUCCGGAUUUGCAGCGUGGCUCCCCGCCCCGGCUGGGCUCGGGCUGGCCCCGCGGCGCCUGUCAGCGGAAGGGAAGGGAAGGGAGGCACCCCGGGGACAGAGCGCGGCGCGAUGGAGGCGCUGCUGGCCCUGGCCAACUGGAGCACGCUGCUCGUGUGCAUGGUGAUCAAGCUGCCGCAGGUGGUGGCCGUGCUGGCUGCCCGCUCGGCGCGCGGCGUCAGCCUGGAGAGCCUGGUGCUGGAGCUGAGCGGCUUCCUUGUGUUUCUAAGAUACCAGAGUUACUACAGUUAUCCCCCAGAGACUUACCUGGAGUACCCCAUCCUCAUUGCACAAGAUGUCAUUCUCCUGCUCUUUGUUCUGCAUUACAGUGGCCACAUGAAGCAAGCUUUGCCUUACAUAGUCAUAUUUGUGGGAGGAUGGUACUUUCUAACUCUGCAGAAAUGGAUAAUAGACCUGGCCAUGAAUUUGUGUACGUUAAUCAGUGCAGCAAGUAAAUUUGCUCAGCUGCGGUGUCUGUGGCAGACAAGAGAUUCCGGACAAGUGAGUGCCCUGACCUGGAGUAUGUCUGCAUACACAUGUGCAACAAGAAUAGUUACAACUAUAAUGACCACAAAUGAUCUUAUGGUUCUAGUCCGUUUCAUAAUCAUGCUGGUUCUUAAUAUAUGGGUCACAGCCACAAUAUUGCGUUACCGGAAGACUGAAAAGACUGAUUAGAUGACCGCUUCUCUCCAGCUGCAACAUAUGUCAAACAGUUUGGACCAAAAAAUACAGUGAAGCCUGAACAAGAGACCUCCAUGUCCAGGCAGCCUUCUGUAUGCCACCUGCCUCAUAUUAUCCCUUAAAAGAUUAAGUACAACGUUGCUUAGGUUUUAUUACAAUUAAUACUACUUAACAAAGCAUAUUUUAUUAGAAGUAAACUUUAUUGGUCAUUUAAGACAGGUUUCAGAGGUACCUAACAUUUUCUCUGUUUUCUUUUUUUCUUCAUAUUUUGCUCUAUGUAGAUUCCUCUGUUUUUUAUUCCUGGGGGAAUUCUGUGCCUAAAAAUUCUGUGCACAAUAUUUUAAAAUUCUGCAUAUUUUAUUUGUUAAAAUAACACUAUAUAAGCAUG